Molecule: messenger RNA, 2022 nt
Organism: Synchytrium microbalum
Lineage: Eukaryota; Fungi; Chytridiomycota; Chytridiomycetes; Synchytriales; Synchytriaceae
Exons: 6
Coding region: 1-2022 (673 amino acids)
Cellular component (GO): centrosome; spindle pole
Source: RefSeq, a predicted model, not a curated record
AUGGAGAACAGUGAAGAACUGGAGCAAAACUGCGUUGAAACAGCCAAUUCAUUGCUCGCGCUCAUCAAAGUUCCACUUCAACUUACAUCUAUUCAGGACUUUGUACCGUCGCUAUGGGUCGCACUCUAUGAAGGAAUAUUACAGACUCGUAUUCCAGACAUUAUAAGAGAUCCGCUGCUCGCUACUCAACCGCAAACUCGGACAUCAAACGUAUCAGCUGUAAUCGCCCAACUCUCCGAGCUGAUCAAGACCCCGCUCGACCAUAUCAGACCGCAGGAUGUUAUCGAGUGCCAGCCACAGGACGUGUAUAAUCUAUUAGAGAUAUUAGACGGGGUUGCUUCUGUGGUGUUAUCCAGUAACUCGUCAGGUGCCACUGGGACGACGGGUGAGAGCAGUAAAGUAACCACCUCCUCGGGCGAUGCCAGUAACCCAUUAGAGAUCGCUACUGCCGAAUACUAUGGUGACAAUAGUGCUGCUUCGAACGCGGAAGACUUGCACGACGGAUUUGAGGUAUCGGGCAUUGAACCAAACAUUACCCAAAUCAGUAUGGAUAGUAUUAGUCAACUAGGUCAGGCUGCUACUACAUCUGCAGCCCCGACGGCGUCUAGGCAACCAAACCCACCUGUACAGCCUCGGCCGGUGCAAUCGAGACCUCAUCGGGACAGGAAACGAAGACGAAACAAUAAUGAAGGGCUGCUGCUAGAAGUUAAUGACGAUGUAGAAGAGUUUGCACGUAUGCGCGAGGCUGGGAUAGCACCACAGCCGGAAAUCAUGGAUGAAGGUGAUGAUGAUGAACAGCAACAGCUAGCAGCAGAUCAACGUAACACGACAUCGUCACCAUCAAAGAAACGGAUACGAUUCAAUCUGACUGCUGGCAAUAGUAAUACUCAGGCACAACAGCAGCAGCCACCUCCACCACGGGCCACCAUUCCAGUCUUGUUACGACCGUCUGCAUCAGAUACACCGUAUACUCGAGCACUAAAAACUCGACGAGCUCAACUGAUGCAACAGCAACAUGCCAUCAAAACACCAUUUACAACCGUAAAAACGAGUAAAGCUGGUAGCACUGGCAGUUCCAGUGGUGUCUCGCGGCCUAGUAACAACAGAAAACCAGGUUCGACAUCUAGCAGAGCAAGUGCAGCCAGUAAAGCGUCCAGCAGCAGUAGUAGCACUCGGCCAUCUAUACCAACAGCCAUUCCACCUGCUGCAGAGACCAGCCCAAUGGAUAAUACAGAACAAGAGGAGGUGGACGAUGAUACAGAAGCCAUGCCUGAAAAGACACUAGCACAAUUUGAACGUAUAGUGUCACAGGCUCUGCCUGGAGUUGAAUUGGGCUCAACUAUUCGUAAUUCGACGUGGAACAAGCAGCUCAAGACUUGGCAAAAGGCUCUUGAUGAUAGGAACUGGAAUCGGCGUGUAGAGCUGCACAAGGCAACAGUGGCAGUAGGAAGUCAAACUCCUGUUGAGGUCAUGAGACGUGAGAUUGAGCAGACCAUUGAACAGCAACAACGACGACAACAAGAAACAGUUGCUAGAAUGGCCCGCACCGACCUUCUUGAACGUGCACGACGAGUGACGAAAAUGGAAGUGCGACAAGCUCAAAUUGAAAAGGAGGUCGAGAGCUUCAAGAUUAAGAAGAAGAUGCGCGAAGAGCAGAUUGUCAAGACACUCUACGACGAUUAUUUACGAGCUCAACGAAGUGCAAUCAUCGAAACACGAGCUCUUGAACGUGAAAAGACGAGAAACAUGCAAGGAGAAGCCAAGAAACGACAAGUCGCUCGUGAAUCCUACUUUCGAGAUCAGAUUACGCUGCUUCAGGAGGGUAUCAAGGAAGCUCAGAAGGAUGAGGCGAUUGCUGUUAAGGCUCAGAUUGAGGAAUUACGCAAAGUUGCACGUGAUGAAAAGGAAGCAGCCAAGAAGCAAAUACGUCUAGUGCGAGAGAAGUUGGCUGUUGAUGCUCAAGAUGUUGAGUUGACGAAUCUUGACGCGAAAAUUGCAAAGAGUCGGAUUCGAUUCGUGUAG